Messenger RNA from Aegilops tauschii subsp. strangulata, 1124 nucleotides. NCBI's taxonomy places the organism in Eukaryota, Viridiplantae, Streptophyta, Magnoliopsida, Poales, Poaceae. The record is from RefSeq and is a predicted model, not a curated record.
ACUCUCAUCGCACGCGCACCUUCUCGAUCCCUCUCGCCUCUCGCCCCUCGCCCCCAUUCCGCCGACGGCCGGACGCCGCGAGGAGCUCGACCCCUCCACCACUGCUCCCCCCUUCUCUCCUACUCACCGCGGGCGACCAAAUUAAGGCGGGGAUUAGGGUUUACGCCGCCGCCGCCACCGCCCCCUCCCUUCCCCUGUCUCCCUCUCCGGCGACCCCAGCCACCUCGGAGCCCCCCGGUCGUCGAUCUGCAUCGCCGCCCCAGACCCUCGCCGCGGAGCCCAGGUCGCCGCCCAAGCUCGCCACGACGCCCGGCCCAGCCGCCGCCACCCUUAUCAACUAAAAGAUGGAGGCCAAUCUGAAGAACCAGGCGACCACCGCGGUGGCGAUGCUUCGUAUUGUCUCCCUCGCAAGCUCCCCUGUCGACCUCAUCAAGGAUGCUCUCCGCACCGUCCUAUAUAUCGAGUCCGUCAUUGCGUUUCAGGAGCUGCCGCACGAUGCCCUGGACCUACUUGCCUCAACCCACUCCUUGACCUUGGCGUACCGCGAGGUAUCUGAGCUGGUGAUGUCCGUGGAGGCAGCCAUCAUCAUCAUCGACCGCUGGCUCGAGCCCAGGGCGUCCGGGCUGCAGGGGCUGCCGGGGGCUUCGUGGAGAGUCCGGGCAGAUGAGCUCAGGGGGGCUGUGGCCCAUGCUAGCUGUAUGCUAGUGUCAGCUGGCACGUAUUGCUACCGUGCCGCGGCUGUCCUGAAAGUGUCCAGCGAGCGUUGGCGCACCUUCCCUACCGACCUCCGAAAGACCUGGAUGAAGGAUGCGAGGUCGUCGCUCACCUCUGUACGUGAUCGCCUGAUUGACGCCCUUUGCGCCCUCUCCCAGAUGUCUGCUGCUGCCACCGAAGCCCGGGAUGCCGCCAAGAUACUCAUUGAUUUUCUGUAGUGUUGACUAUUUUACUGCCAAAAGGAUUUUAGCUCCAUGUCUUGGCACAGUUAUCUUUAUUCGUGGUAGUUAAGACUAAAUAUAAAUCUCCAUCCAUGUCUUUGCUAUAUUUUAAUUCCAGUACCACCUCAAUGUUGCAGAUGACAUAUUAGAUUCUUAUCAGUUUAGUUUUCUCAUAUCUUUGGGCUUUAA